AUGGAGGCCGAGAAUCCUCCUAUGACCAGCAGCAAACCACCGCCGUUGAACUCGGACCAGCUUAACUAUCUUAUCUGGAGAUAUCUUCAAGAAGCUGGUUAUGGCGACGCUGCCGUCAAACUACAGCGCGACUGGAAUGUCGACGCCGAGAACCUGCCCUUCGCACGCCACAUCAAGGUCCAAUCUCUAGUAUCUCUGGUGCAAAAAGGCCUGCGUUACCACCACCUCUCCUUGACCAUUGAUGAAAAUGGCCGUCCUUCCCGCGAGCUGAAUCCUUCUAUGUUCUUCUUUGGACCUGAAAGCGAGAAGCCCGCUCAGGAGGUAAGAGAAAUUGCCCAGCGCCCUUCAAGCAGCCAUCGAGCUCCAUCACCAGCAUCACUUGUUCCACAAAAGCGUGAGCCCGGCCCAAACGGCACCAGUGAAGGGCUACUCCAACCUGGGCCUAAACGCAGUCGCAAGACCACAACCUCUGCCGCUGAUCGCAAUGGCGUUCCUGGCCGAAAGCCAGCACCCACAAGCGCGGGUCUUGUUACUAAUAUAGAACUCAAUGCUCCGAAUGGUCACCCCGGAUCUAUCAAUGAUGCUCGGUCUCCAUCGGCGACCGAACCGGGUCCCGAAGAUUCAACUUCAAUCGCCAACGGCAUUCAACUGGGCGACCGAAUGGACGUCGACACCGAUGCCGAAAACCACUCCGAACUUCCGCCAGAGACUCCCGUACUCCACACCUUAAUGAAUGGCGAAAGUAGGGCUGUCCAGGUUGAACCAGCGAAAGUGGUCAACUUAGUCCCCAGCACAACCAUUCUUGGGGUCCACGAGAGUGCGAGCCUCUGCCAGUCGUUAUGGCAUCCUCACGACACCAGUCUCCUGACUGCCUACAGCCAGUCGCUAUGUGGUGCUUGGAGACUAUCUGGCAUACAACAAAACUUCAGACCCGAGCUACAAGAGCUGGUCAGAUACGCUGCCGAAGACGAGAUGGUGACUGCAAUCGCUUGGGAGCCCAGUGGCAGAACGUUCGCUGUGGCACUUUCCACAAGCGCUGGUGGCGAGAUCCAGCUCUACGAUGGGCAAGACUUGGGCUUGUUGGAGACUCUGUCUGCCUCUCAGAGACUCAUUUUCCGCUUGCAGUGGCAAGAAACAGGUUCGAGGCUUGUGGGUUUGGCCCCGGUCGAGGACGAGAGGCAAGGCUCUUCCAUACUCCUCUGGGACCUCUCGAACGCUGUUCAACAUGCAGGCCCUCAUGAUGUCACCGUACCGGAGAUUCUUGAGGAUAUUGAUUGCGCCAUGUUUGAGAACCAAGGAGUCGUCUGUGCAUCAGGCGGCUCUGCUGUCUACCACUGUCGUGCGUUCUCAGAACUCGAAGUGGAACAGAAGUGGACGGCCAAGUCUACGGAGGGUGCUGAACAAUGGUCUUUCGUGAAGUGUGCGUGGCAGAGCCUCAAUGACUCGCUGGUCGUGGCUGCUUCUAGCGAUACUGGCCGAAUCUGGCUCCCAGCCAAGGACUUGAUUCAUGAGGCGCAUCAUGGACCAAUCACUGGCUUGCAGAUCCGACCCAGACCUGCUAAUGGUCUUCACACUCUGUCAACUACCGAGUUUGCGACAUGCUCAGUCGACGGCACAAUCAAGGCCUGGAAAUACGACGAGUCCAGCAACAGCUUGAUGACCUUGUGUAAAUUAUCUCUGGGUCCUUCCCAAAUCUUGAAGACCCUGUCAUACUCGCCCGAUGGCUUCUGCCUCGCUGGCGGAAGCUACAGCGACGUUCGGAUAUGGAACGCAGAACAUGGCUACAGUCAAAUGGCAACCUGGCAAGGACAAGAGCCGGAGUGGCAUGGCAAUGCUCUCAAGGACGAGGAUCUUGUCAGCAACGGUGGCAUUUCGAGCUUAAAUGGGGAUUCUGGGUCGCAAGCCUAUCAUUCACUGGCAUGGGACGCGGACAGCAUGAAGCUCGCCUUUUCUUUGGGAUCGCAGGUCGCCAUCAUCAACUUUCAGCGGUGA
This is a messenger RNA of Cyphellophora europaea CBS 101466, 1992 nucleotides long. RefSeq lists its product as uncharacterized. NCBI's taxonomy places the organism in Eukaryota, Fungi, Ascomycota, Eurotiomycetes, Chaetothyriales, Cyphellophoraceae. The transcript is spliced from 5 exons. The coding region runs from base 1 to 1992 and encodes 663 amino acids. The record is from RefSeq and is a predicted model, not a curated record. Gene Ontology annotation, biological process: regulation of transcription by RNA polymerase II. Gene Ontology annotation, molecular function: protein binding; transcription corepressor activity. Gene Ontology annotation, cellular component: Set3 complex.